AUGAUUAAAAAAAAAAUUAAGAAUAAAAUUAAAUAUAAUAAAAAAUUUAGUUUAUUUAAAAAUAUAUUUAUAUUAAGAGUAAAUAAAAAUUUAUUUUAUAAUUUAAAAUUUUACACUUAUGGUAUAGGUAUUUUUAAAUUAUAUAUUUUAUUAUUUUUAAGUAAUAAUUUUAGUUAUUUAUCUAUUUAUAAAUUAACUAUAUUUAGUAUAAUAGGAAUAAGAUUUUCAUUAUCUUCUUUAUUUUUAUGUUUAAAAAAAGAAUUAUAUAAAAAAAAUUUAUUAUUACAAAAAUAUAAAUUAAAAAAAUGA
Molecule: messenger RNA, 309 nt
Organism: Babesia microti strain RI
Lineage: Eukaryota; Apicomplexa; Aconoidasida; Piroplasmida; Babesiidae
Source: the annotation of a RefSeq genome assembly